This is a messenger RNA of Portunus trituberculatus (swimming crab), 5874 nucleotides long. RefSeq lists its product as uncharacterized. The record is from RefSeq and is a predicted model, not a curated record. The coding region runs from base 1784 to 3385 and encodes 533 amino acids. NCBI's taxonomy places the organism in Eukaryota, Metazoa, Arthropoda, Malacostraca, Decapoda, Portunidae. The transcript has 2 exons.
UUUAUCCAAGAAAGCAAUAUGGACUGCCACAUCAGUAAAGUAUAGCUCCAGGAAUAUUGGAAAUAACCUUAGCUAAACUUCCAGACACUAUCUUAAUUCCUUAACAAAAUAUGACACAUUCAAGCAAAUGGUGAUCUACAAGAUAAAGGAAUCACCUGUGAAAUUAAUACAAACCUAACAGACGAAAAGUCUGCUAUUUCAAUAUUAUAUUAUACUGGCUUUUUUCUCUCCUCCUUUGGCGUAACGUGAGUUAGAAAGCCUAUCAGGUAACUUACGUAAACAUGUGAGAAGCAUGUCAACCCAGGUAAUGACCAAGAUUCUACUCAUUAGCCACACCAUCCCUCUUUUGUUGUCCCUGCCGCCUGAACCUGAACCGACGCGUCUCUUUCAAGAAACACGACAGGUAGCCCACACCUCCUUUCCCUCCUGCCAUACAUGCGUGGAGCAGCCUACCCCUCACCAUGUAACCCACACACUCAAGGACUAGACCAGAGUAGUCUAUCUCAACACAUCAGCAAACAGGAGUGAAUAAAAGUUCUGCGCCAUCACUGUGAACAAUAUAAACAAAGAUGUCCAGCUCUGUAACUUCUGGAGAACCACCAACAAAAAGACCGUCAAUUGACUUCAAUCGAUGUCUAAAAUGCCAAGGGGAAAAAUGAACGAACACUAAAAGCAAAGGAAAAGAGCUGGAAGCACUGACAUGUCCUAAAAGCGAAAGUUAUCAGAACUUCCUUGACACUAUCGAGCUCCGAGCUGAAUAUGGGAAUCAAGACUUCGUUCAAUUAAAUCAACGGAUGCGCGGUUUAUCAGCAGAAAUCCUGAACGACAACCAUGCUGUUUGGCACAGAACAUGCUAUAGUGAAGUCACACACAAGGGACACACUGAGAGAGACCAGAAGCGCUAUGAAAAGGCACUUACAACAAGCGACCCUGGUAUGUUGUCUUACAGGAAAGGUGGGGGCCGACCCACGUCAUCAACUGCCACUCUUGCGUCUGACAGAGAUGCAGGUGUUGAUUCGACCAAUAGAAAGCUCACACGAUCUCACGUGAGUGCAUUUAACAGAGAACUAUGCUUCUACUGCCAAGAAAUCAAACACACCAAAAAACACGCCAGGGCAGGAUCCACACCAGAGGAGCUUCAUAUAUGUAGAAGUGCAGACAUUGGACAAUCAAUCAAAAAAAUUGUUGAUGCCAGUGACAAAGACUUGUGGAAGCUAAACAUGGCCGACAUCCUUGCAGAUGGAGACUUUCUUUCCAGGGACAUCAGAUACCACAAAAGCUGCCAUACGAUGCACUGGCAACGCUAUUUGCAACAUCCCCAAAGACCCAGUACAAAGAAGGACCAUUCGAAUGAAGACACAGUGGCAUUCAUAUCAGCUGAGAUAGAAUUUUUCGCCGAACUACGAGAGCGUUUGGAUAAUGGAGACAUUAUAACACUGACCGAUGUUGCUGCAUUGUACUCUGACAUGAUGUACGACCAUCGAAUUCCCGACAAGCAAAUCUCACGACAGGCCCUCUUAGCAAAAAUCGAACAAAAUAUUACCAAUUUCACAAUCACUGAUGCCAGAGGAAGGAAGCCCGCAGUGAUACAUUCCAGGGAAUCUGGUCGGUCUGCCAUAGACCAGGCAAUGGAGGAGAGAGACCUGAAAGCAGACAUAACAGCAAUCUACCGCUGCUCAAAGGUCAUCAGACAAGCAGUGCUACAGACCACAAAAAAGAACAUCCGUGGUCCUUUGAUGGUUCUUUAGUUGGAUGUGGCGAAGCUGGUGUUCCAGCUGAACUAAUGACAUUAAUGCGAUGGAUCUUGCAAGGGGCAAAAGCUGCAACAACAGAGACAUGUACUGAACUGUUGCAUAAAUCAUGUCUCGUUCUGUCUCAAUCCAUCGUACAGGCUUGCAAGACAGACCGACAAGUGGCACUCAUCCCACUUUCAUCUGACUCCAGAUUUCGUAAUACGUUUGAAAGCCCUUAUGCUAUAGGACUCUCGUUAUACAUGUACCACAACUUUCGAAGUCAGAAGGCGGUGUCUCUGCUGAACAUGUGUGGCGCUGGGAUUUCAUAUGAUAGAGUCACAACAAUAUGUGACACCAUCGCCCAUGCUGUUGCCAAGAAUAUCAAAGAGUAUGGUGUAUAUGUACCACCAGGUCUUCUGCGCAAUAAGAGGAUACGGGCUUCACUGGACAAUGUCGACAAAAAAGUGGACACCCCAGACGGAAAAGGAAGUUUCCAUGGAACGACAAUGGCAGUAUAUCAGCGAUCAGGUCAAGGCGAAACAGUGGUCAAACCUGUGCAGUUCAGUGAGAGUCCAACGUCUGAGUCUCUACAUGAUGUGCCACCCACCAUACUCAACUUGGCUACAUGUGACAUAGAAGGCAGUCCAAAGCCCAGGACCAGCCCACACUAUAGCAGCUACAAGAUUGGGGUGUAUGACGAGUAUUACAUGAGAUCACAAAGCAGUGACAUACAGUGGAUGGUGGCACGCUUCUUUAAUAGACCUGGCGUCCAGGAGCUUGGCUCAGAAGUAUCCCCAGGAGACAAUGAUGAACGCGAAGAUCAACCAACAACUGACAGGUUAAACAAGAGACAGUUUGUGCCUGUUUGGUCUGCUUACAACUCUCUCACCCACGUGCCACUAGCUACAGAUGCUCCCGCAGUAAUUGAUCAAGCCUUUGGUCUUCCAAUCAUCAAAGCUCCUGCUCAUGAAUGGUCCACUUUAGUUACAUCUCUGGAGAACUUGUAUAGGUUGAAUGAGCUUGUGACUGGCCCAGACAACAAACUGGUGGUAACCAUGGAAAUGGACCUGUAUAAACGAGCUCUAAAACUCCCAUACCUGGAUCCGCAGUACAAGGACAAAUGGGUGUUAUGCCCUGGCGGGUUCCACACAGUGUUGUGUUCCUUGAGGUGCUUAGGCAGGACGAUUGAGGGGAGCGGUAUUGAUGAUGCAUGGCAGGAAGCAGACCUAUGGUUUAGUGCAUUCUUGGAUGACCACCCGACAGUGUGUGAUUCACUACGUUCAGCUGCACAAGAAUUGACCGACGCAUGCAAGGCCAAUUUUGAAGUCCGUACGGCACACCAAACAUUUGCAAUGAAGCUGGAGUCCAUGAACCUUGAAAAGCAGCUUCGUGACUAUGAUGACGCUCAUGACCAAGAUCCAAUGUACAAGUGGGCGCGUAUGUACAUGAAACAGGUGAUGGUUCUGCUGCAGUUCCAACGCGCUACACGUGAGGGUAACUGGUUUCUCUACUUGUCAGCACUAGAAAAGCUCUGUGUCUACUUCUUCGCGUACAAUAGAUUGGAUUAUGCAGAACAUACCCGAAUACAUAGCUCGAAUGCAAGAGAUACAAACCACAGAUCCAAUGAUUUGGCAAGAGUUUGUAAAUGGUGACUUCACAGUGAAUACAAGCAACACUAUCCCGUUCACUCGUAUUGCAGUAGACCAGGCAAUGGAGCAUCAAAAUAAAUCUACCAAAGGUCAAGGAGGAAUCUCUGGAAUAACAUCAAACCCAAAGACUUUGCUGAAGUUCUGUCUCACUGGUCCUGAGUUGGCACGCAUUGCUUCCAAAAGUGAACAACUGGCAGCAGUGUCCAACAGUGCUACAAUACAACAACAGCACCACUGCCUCUCUCAGGCCAAAGUUCGUUGCCAGGAACAGGCAAUCACACAACUGAAGAAGGUACUGUCGCCAUGCAACAUCUUUAGUGGAUCAAAAGGAACUGAGACUGGGCCCGCCAGUGAUGCAACGACAGGUCGGAUGUUCAAGCUUCUGUCGAAGGAGAUCAUUCCGACAACAUCAAAAAAGCAUUCUGUCCACAGAGCAGAUUGGCAUGAAUGCAUACAGAAGUUUCAUUGAAGAUCGUCUGAUUGGCAAUGGAAACCUGUGGCCAAGAUGACAAAGGUUAAACUGCUGUCUUGGUCAGCAACUGCCAAGGAAAUUAAACUGAAAGCCGGUUCCCAAGUGAUCACACUGAAAGCAACAUCAUCACUGUUUGCUAGGAUGCUGGUGAUAGCACGAUCCUCAAGGGAUGACAUCAACUUAGAGGAAGUGAUUGGCACCCACGAGUUUGUGUACAUAAACAGGUUACUGAUGCAACCAGAUGGAGCAAUCCACCCGACCACUGACAAGAGCAUGGUAAUCCACCUGCUGGAGAACCUUCUGGAGCCAGAUGACAAUACAACCCCAGGAACCAAUGCUCAGGGCACCAUCGAUGAAAACGAGGGUUUCUGUCUUGUAGUUGAUGGCAUGGCUGUAUUGCAUGAGUUGAUGGCUGUCAAGAACGUCAAAAACUGCAAGGAUUUAGGCACAUCAUAUGUCAAGUUGAUUGACUCAAAAGCUCGAGGUUAUGGCCAAGUGAGGAUCAUCUUUGAUAAUUACACCAUAGUAUCUUCACUCAAGGAGGGCACACGGAGAGCCGCAGAGGCAAGUCCAAGGAAUCAUUUCCUACAUUGUAGAAGAUGCAACUUGUAUCAAAGACAAAGGUACAUUUCUUGCAAGCAAUGAGACAAAGGAUUCACUCACUUUGUACCUGGCACAACAACUCAUCAACCAGAGUACUACCAAGAACCUAGUAACCGUGACACGCAGCAGCAUUAUGACAAACUCUGAAUGUCAUGUAUCUACAGGUGUAAGCACCCACGAAGAAGCUGACACUCUGAUGAUAUUACACGCUGUAGAAGUAGCAGGAACAGGAUUUGAAGUCCACAUAUACUCACAGGACACUGAUGUUCUGCUCUUGGCUCUUCGUAGGGUGCCAAUGCUUGGUACGCGACCAGCAAUGAUCAUGGGCACCGGAGAACGCCGUCGCAUCAUCCAGCUGAAACCCAUCUAUGACAAGCUUGGUUCCGACAAAGCAUCAGCUUUGAUCAAAUGGCAUGCGCUGACUGGAUGCGAUACAACUGGGCAUAUACAAGGCAAAGGAAAAAAAGGAUGCUUCAAAGCUUUCCUUAAUGCCAGUUCAACCGUACUUGCUGCACUGAAUGGGCUUGGAGAAGGAGCCGAACCAUCAGAUAGUGUGGUCGAAGGGUGUGAAGAAUUCUUAUGCUCACUCUUCUGUCCUAAGCAACUCCAUAUCCCCAAGGCAAAGAAUCUCAGGUGGUACCUCUUCAAAAGGCUGAGAUCUGACCAAGGAGUAGACAUGUUACCACCUACACAUGGAGCUUGGCUCGAGCACAUCCGACGCGCACAUAUUCAAGCAAGUGUUUGGUCACAAGACCUGGUCUUAAAUCCAGUCAUACCAAAUCCUCUCAUGCUCGGAUGGCAAAUGCAACAUGACAAACUGAUGCCACUGCUAUCAAAGGAAGCACCAGCUCCAGAAGCAGUUCUUCAACUCAUUCGAUGCAACUGCGGAUCCACUAACAUCGAUUCAGCCAACAAGUGUUCGCGCAGAUGCUCUUGCAGACAAAAUAAUCUUGUGUGCACUGAAUUGUGCAACUGUACAGGAGAUGACACAUGCCAGAACACUAAUCCUAUCACAGAUGGCCAGGAUAUUGAAGAGGACUGACGUCGUGGACAUUUGUGGCUGUAACUUGAAACAGCAGAUCAUUAACAUUUGUGUUAUUCUUUUGCAAUAAGAAUUACUUGUUAAGUUGCUAGAAGCAGAAUCUUUUGGUGAACAUUUAUACCAUAAGUACAAAAUAGUCACACACUAUUAGUCUUUAUCACAUAUUUUCCAAAACUGGAUAAUUAUGGCCAUUUAGAAUUGUUACACACUGUAAAUAAUUUGAAAAUAUGUUAUUUUUGCGGAAUUUUUACGAUAUUAUUUGUUGAUGCUGAAAAUCAGUCUGGGACCACACAGAAAAACUGGCAACAUAAUUUUCCCUGUUUGAUGAUGUAUUUAGAUGAUAAUAAAACUUGUUGCCAAGAUUCUAUAUGAAAA